Rotaria sp. Silwood2 is the source of this 1794-nucleotide messenger RNA. Lineage: Eukaryota; Metazoa; Rotifera; Eurotatoria; Philodinida; Philodinidae. The record is from the annotation of a GenBank genome assembly.
AUGUUUAUCCACGACUCCAGUAAACCAAUUGAUUUUUUUUCAAAAUUAAAAAUUCAUAAUUAUUUUUAUAAGGAUUUUUACUUCGAACAAAUUACACAUUGGCAAUCUCCUUAUAUGCAUGCCUAUUUUCCAGCUUUGAACUCCUAUCCAUCUUUACUUGGAGAUAUGUUAGCAAAUGGUUUAAAUCAAUUAGGAUUUACAUGGGCAUCAAGUCCAGCAUGUACAGAAUUAGAGACUGUUGUGAUGGAUUGGUUAGCAAAAAUGAUUGGUUUACCUAAUGAUUUUCUUCAUUCACAUGCUGAUACGACUGGUGGUGGUGUGAUUCAAACAACAGCAUCUGAGGCAACACUUGUAGCAUUACUUGCUGCUCGCAAAGAAGUUAUUCGUCGUAUUCAAACUCAAUUUCCUUAUUUAAGUCCAGCUGAAAUUAAUGGACGUCUUAUUGCUUAUUGUUCUGAUCAGGCUCAUUCGUCAGUAGAAAAAGCAUGUCUUAUUGGUUUAGUUAAACUUAAUCUUGUACCAAGUGAUGAUAAAUUACGUUUACGUGGUGAUGCAUUAAGACAAGCUAUAGCAAAUGAUAAAGAAAAUGGUCUUAUUCCAUUUUAUGUAAGUACAACUGGAGCUUGUGCUUUUGAUAAUCUUCUUGAACUUGGUGCAAUAUGUGAACGAGAAAAUAUUUGGAUACAUGUUGAUGCAGCUUAUGCUGGAAGUGCUUUUAUAUGUCCGGAAUUUCGACAUUUUAUGAAUGGAGUAGAAUAUACGCAUUCAUUUGCAUUUAAUCCAUCUAAAUGGAUGAUGGUACAUUUCGAUUGUACUGCAAUGUGGGUAAAAUCAAGUGCAGCACUUCAUCGAGCAUUUAAUGUUGAUCCAUUAUAUCUUCAACAUGAAAAUGCAGGUGUAGCAAUUGAUUAUAUGCAUUGGCAAGUUCCUUUAAGUCGUCGAUUUCGUGCAUUGAAACUUUGGUUUGUUAUUCGUUCAUUUGGUGUUGAAGGUUUACAAAAACAUAUUCGAAAUAGUGUUCGAAUGGGAAUUUUAUUUGAAUCGUUAGUCAAAAGUGAUGAUCAUUUUGAAUUACCAGCUGAACGACAUCUUGGUUUAGUUGUUUUUCGAUUAAAAGGUGACAAUGAAUUAACUGAACAAUUAUUAAAAGAAAUUAAUAGUGGUGGACAAAUCCAUUGUGUACCAGCAUCAAUUAAAGGCAAAUAUAUCAUACGUUUUACAGUUACAGCAACAUCAACAAAUGCUGAUGAUAUCAAUCGUGAUUGGAAAAUAAUUCAAACAGCAGCUACUAAAAUUCUACGUCCAUUAGCAAAUUUAUCACCACAAGAACGACGUAAUAAAAUUAAAAAUCUUCAUAGUGAUUUUCGUAUGUCACUUGUUUUAUCUAAUACACCACAUAGUCCAUGUUUAAUUAAUGGAAGUUUUGCUGCUAUGCUUCCACUUAAUACCAAUAAUAUAUAUGCCAUGACACAUGAAUUAAGUCAACGUGGAUUAAAAAAUUCUCUUUUACCAAUAUCAACACGAAGACGAACAAAAAAUUAUUCUGGUCAACCAACAAUUAAUAAACAAAUGAGUAUGGAUGGAUGUUUGAUAAAUAGUGAUCAACAAAAGUAUUUAUUACCAAUAACACCAUCAUCAUUACCAAUAAGUCGACAAGGAAGUUUAGAUUCACGUAUUGAAGAAAUUUUAGAAAAUAAUACUAUGGAUAAUAAAGGUAGUAAUGAACUUUUAUCAAUACCAACAAAUACUCAUACUGAUAUAAAUAUAAUUGUACCAAAAAUUAUUAAAGAAUGA